AGGGUUUCCGAGGAUCCCGGUAUAAAGCGCCCGUUGGUGCCCCCGUCUCGCCCGCCGCGCUCGUCCCGCCGUGAGUGACCUCGCCCUUCCCUCCUCUCCUUUUUUUUUUCCCCCCCUUCCCUCCCCUUUCCCCCUCCCUCCCAACCCUCCCCGCCGCGGCCGUUGCCUUCCUCCUGCUCCUCCACAUCAUCAUCUUCAUCAUCAUCCUCCUCUUCCUCCCCCCUCGCCGCACGGAGCAGGUCCCGGGUGUAGGGGGAGACCCGGGGGCAGAUUAAUCAGCCACUCGAUGGGGAUUAACAGUGGAGCUCCUCUUUGUGUCGCCUUUCCACCUCUCUGUAGCAAGAAUAACAACUUCAGCACUUCUUCAAUAAUAAUUAUGAAACUGGUAUUAACUGAAUGGCAAUUAUGGAUUUUUAACUCUAACUCACAGUAAACCAGCAAGCCAUAUGUUGAAAUUCCUACCAAAUAGCUUUUCAUUCUUAAUGUCUCAUAUCUAUACAAGAAGUUGCAAGAUACCUGUUUGUACAAGAGGAAUAUAAGCAUUACUUGCCAGAAGAGCAGAAGCUGAAAGAGAAGACACCCUAACUUGUUCUUGGAGUUAUGGUAGUAUUAUUUAUAUAGAUAUAACAAAUAUAUAUAUAUAUUUUUAUGGUAAUGAAAAUGGCUCCCCAGAAUGCUGACUCGGAAUCUAUGCAAGUUCAAGAUCUACCUGUGGCACAGCUCCAGAAACCAGAAAACAAGGAGAAUGAAAGCAGGGAGGAGACCAUUAGUGAAGGUUCCAUAGACCGGAUACCAAUACGCCUGUGGGUGAUGCAUGGUGCAGUAAUGUUUGGCAGGGAAUUCUGUUAUGCCAUGGAGACAGCUUUGGUAACACCUGUAUUGUUACAAAUUGGUCUUCCUGAACAAUACUACAGCCUCACUUGGUUCCUCAGCCCCAUCCUGGGCUUGAUCUUCACUCCACUGAUCGGCUCGGCGAGCGACCGCUGCACGCUGAGCUGGGGCCGCCGGCGGCCUUUUAUCCUUGCUCUCUGCAUUGGUGUCCUCUUUGGAGUUGCACUUUUCCUUAAUGGCUCUGCUAUAGGCCUGGCUAUUGGUGAUGUCCCAGACAAGCAGCCCAUUGGUAUAGUUCUCACAGUGCUUGGUGUUGUGGUCUUGGAUUUCUGUGCUGAUGCAACCGAAGGGCCGAUUCGAGCCUACUUGUUGGAUGUGGUGGACAGUGAAGAACAAGACAUGGCCCUUAAUAUCCAUGCAUUUUCAGCUGGUCUUGGAGGAGCAAUCGGUUACAUGUUGGGAGGGCUGGACUGGACACAGACCUUCUUGGGUGGUAUUUUUAAAUCUCAAGAGCAAGUCCUUUUUUUCUUCGCAGCCAUCAUUUUCUCUGUCUCAGUUGCUCUCCACCUUUUUAGCAUUGAAGAGGAACAAUAUAACCCUCAGCAGGACAGGAUUGAUAACGAAGAGGACACACUCUCCAGUGUCAAAUACAGUGGUAGUCUCCCCCCUCUUAAUCGACUGAAUGUAAUUAGCGAGGAAGAGCCCUAUGGAACCUCAAUAUUCCAUGAUGAGGUUCAGUCAGAACACGAUCUUAAUAUGGAGUUCCUUGAGGUGAACAUAGUGAGAAGUAAGAGUGACUCGGUCCUGCACAUGCCCGACGCGACGCUGGAAAUCGAGUCGGAGCUGCUUUUCCUGCAUGACAUCGAACCCUCCAUCUUUCAGGAUGCUUCUUACCCAAACACUCCUCACAACACAAGCCAAGAGAUCAUGAAGUCCAAACUCAACCACCUGUCUGCUUUCCUCAGGGACAAUGAGAAAGAGGAGGAAAUGCUGCUCGAUAAUCGUUUAAAUGAAGAUAAAGUCCCGAAUGUCAACGGCUCCCUACCAAAAGAGUUCCUCAACGGGCACACUAGGAUAGGCAUGAAGCAAUCCAGCACUUCAAACUCCAUGAGAAGGAGGAGGCACAUGUUCUACCGCCAGCCCUCCUACACCUUCUCCUACUAUGGCAAAAUUGGCUCCCACCGCUACCGCUUCCGCCGGGCCAACGCCAUCGUCCUCAUCAAGUCCUCGCGCAGCAUGAACGACAUCUACGACAUGCAGAAGAGGCAGAGACAGAGGUACAGGCACAGGAACCAGAGUGGGACAACAAAUUCCAGUGGGGACACGGAGAGUGAAGAGGGGGAAACCGAAACCACCGUCAGACUCUUGUGGCUGUCGAUGCUCAAGAUGCCAAAGGAGCUGCUGAGGCUGUGCGUCUGUCACCUCUUAACUUGGUUUUCAAUCAUUGCUGAAGCUGUCUUCUACACAGAUUUCAUGGGCCAGGUCAUCUUUCAGGGUGAUCCAAAGGCCCCUUCCAACUCAACUGAGUUACACGCCUAUAAUGCUGGAGUUCAGAUGGGAUGCUGGGGCCUGGUCAUUUAUGCUGCUACUGCUGCUGUUUGUUCAGCCUUGUUGCAGAAAUACUUGGACAACUAUGACCUUAGUAUAAAAGUGAUCUACAUCCUGGGCACGCUGGGUUUUUCCCUUGGCACUGCAGUGAUGGCAAUGUUCCCCAACGUGUAUGUCACCAUGAUAAUGAUCAGCACCAUGGGAAUAGUCUCUAUGAGUAUCUCCUACUGCCCCUAUGCACUUUUAGGACAAUACCAUGAUAUUAAACAGUACAUUCACCACAGCCCCGGGAACUCCAAGCGCGGGUUCGGCAUCGACUGCGCCAUCCUCUCCUGUCAGGUUUACAUCUCCCAGAUCCUGGUGGCCUCGGCGUUGGGUGGCGUGGUGGACGCGGUCGGCACUGUCAGAGUCAUUCCCAUGGUGGCUUCGGUGGGAUCCUUCCUGGGUUUUUUGACAGCUACCUUCUUGGUCAUCUACCCCGAGGUCAACGAAGAGCCAAAGGAAGAGCAGAAAGGACUCGGUCCUCCGGAGGCAGCCGAGGGCAGCGGCGCCGGCGCCGAGAAGCCGACGGUGCUGAAGCUGACGCGCAAAGGAGCCGCCGCGCCGGAGCUGGAGAAUGAAUCAGCUGUCUGAGACCAUCACUGGUUGUUCACCCACAUUCCAGGGAGGAACAGGUGCAGGAUCAAGAACUUUUUUGUUGUUUGUUUCGUUUUGUUUUGUUUCCAGGAAAACAAAUUAGGAUCUUCACUACUUGGAACUAAAAUGGCAGGAAAAAAAACAACAAACCAGCAGUUUUUGUGCAAAAGUUGUAAAUGAAAUUCUCUAGUCCUUAACUAAGUAGGUUUGGACAGGUAGCUAUGAUGCUAAUUGCUUUCUCUGCAACUUAGAAAUGUCAUUUCUGAACACUUUUUUUUUUUUAUUAAGAAUACAUUUAGCUUUUGAAUAAGUUUUAUUAAUCUGCAUGAGACACAGUGUAUACAAUUAGCAGUUAGAAAAAUUUGAGUUUUUGGCUGUUUUUAAACUAACUGAAAAUGGAAGCUAUCCUGACUUACAGUCUCUUGCUAUUAUUUUUUUUUUUGUCUGAACAUUUCAGAUGUCACUAGUGUAAUGGCUGUAUCAAAUACUUAGACAUCUUGAUCAAUUCUUUUCAUAAGCAUGAUGAUAUUGCUGACAGCUACAGUUCUUUCAAGUUAAUUGUAGGCUUCACGUUUUUGUUAGUGCAAUUACUACAGAAUAGAGUUUUAUUUGCAAAAUACUUUCAAGAAAAACAAAAGCAAUUCCUGCAGUUUCUGAGAAACUGCCUUGAAUCCUUUCAGUCAUACUGUUCAACAACCACUCCCAACUCUGCUGCAUGUCAGGAGAAAGCGACACGGGGUAACAGAAGGAGCAGCAGUUGGGAGAGGUGACCAGCACUGACAGGUUUGUUUGUUUGUUGUAAUUGUUUUUUAUUAUUAUUAUUAUUAUUUUUAUCACAAGUGCUGAAUUUUAUGAAUGUCGUUGGAAUACGCUGUGACAAUUCUUAGCUGAGAGUUUUGCGUGCUGGUGAGCUUGGGGUGGGGUUUCUUGGCAUUUAAAACCUGAUCAUCUCUGGAUGAAGCUGCCGUGGAGAAAAGGGUCUCUCUCUGGGGUCAGCUUCGUUGGGAGGGGGCAUGCAGAUUCUCUUUUGUAGGGAGAGGAAGUCGUUGAUUAAUUGCACUUUUCAUGAUCCUUUAACCUCCUGGCUGGGAAGGCAGCAGGCAAGGUAAAGGCACGAUGUCAGUACAAGGUAAACCCAAGGCCUACCUCCAUCACUUCAUGGCAUAGUCUGGAUGUACACAAAUCUUGUGUCAGAAAACAGUUUUCUUAGGCCUUAAAAAUUCAAUCCACUCACAUGUGUGUUGCUGUUCCAGUCCCUGUGCUGGAGAAAUUCUAGGCUAGAGCUCUUCCAAGCUGCUGUACCAGUGUUGUCAGCACAACCUCCACGCCCCCUUCCUUGAUUCAGGACAUAGCUGCAGUGCAAAGACAAUUUGUUUUUUAUUUUUUUUUUUUAUGAAGAGCUUGGAAGAGUUGUGCUCAUCUGAUUUAAAAUGGUGUUCAGCUUCCUAGCAGUGUGCCACGCUCCAGAGGCAGCCACAGCUCAGAGAUCCAGCUUUGAUCCAUUUCAAAGCAAUUUUAGAAACUGAAACUUUUCUGUCUUCUCCCAAGAAGGGUUUUGUGAUGCUAUUUACUCAUUUUGCUCAUGGACCUCGGGGCUGCAGUCAAUCCCUGCGCUGAACAAGCAACUCACAGCUCAGAGUAAGAGUUCUGCUGCCUCAGACUUCUCAUUCUACUUAAAAAUGCAUGUGUCAACCAUGCUGCAGUAUAGGCAUUCAAACAAGAAAUAUCUAUUUCAAGGUGAAAAGCCGUUUUUUAAAUAAAUUACUUGAAUUGUCAAUGUAUUUAAGAAAUGUGUGUUUUGGUAGGUUUGAAGUUAAUGUGCAGUCUUGGCCAGCAUCUUUGGCAAAGUCCUGGUGGCACACGUGGGUUUCUGAGCUGAAGGUUUUCAGCAGGUGCCAAUGUCCUGUCCUGUCCUGUCAGGGGGACAAAUGUUAUUUUUUAGGCUGGUGAGAUCACCAAGCACUAAAAUAAAUGUAAUCACACAGGACUCUAGGGGUGGGUUUUGGUUUUUUCCAGGUGUCUUUGAGGAAGUCUUUUCUUGUUGCUGUUUUUGGGUUUGUUCUUUUUUAAGGUGAAUGCUUUUUUUAUUUAGAACACAUACUGUGAACUGUGUUCAGGCAGGGGAGUCAUACUACUGAAGAACAUGAGACCUCAUCAAAGAAAUCAGUUGUGAGAAAUACUUUUAACUACACUUCUGCCCUGAAUUUUAUCAUCUCAAUUACAUUUAAUAUAUCCAGGUGAUGUUCAUGUGUAACAGAGAUGAGCUGUAUUUCACCCUAUAACUGGCAUUUGUUAUAAAAUACAUACUGAGUUAGAGAUUUUAAAGUGGCUUUAAUAUUUUUUAUUUUUUAAGGCUUCUGGAAGAUUCUGCUUUUGGUUAAACAAACACUGUCAAGUACUCCUAAUUUUAAUCUCUUGUUUUUGGAAGGGUUUUUCUACAGUUUAAAAGUCUGCUUUAGUUACCCUUUUCCCCAUGAGCCUCAUGGGUCAGUGUGGGUUCAAAUUGCUGCCUCCUUUGUAGGGCAAGACUUCUGUAACAGCACCAAGGAGUUGACCAGGGGGAGAGGGAGAAGUUGAAGCUCCCUCUCACUUCACACCCAGCAGAGGGAAUGCAAAAGCUUUUUGGAGGGUGAGCCCACUGAGCCCACACACAUUUAUUCAGCUUUUUCAGUGAGGAGAAGGGGUCAGGAGCACAGAAGGACAUUUUGAAUUCAGAAGGUUUCAAUCAAAGGCAGGGCUGGUCCCAGUUUGUCCCCAGCAUUCAGCAAAGCCUCAUUGCUAAGAAUGAGAUGUCAAAAUCCAUAUUUUGAGGUUGUUUAUGGGGCUGUUUAAUUACCCUUCCCAACAGAGGAGUACACACACUGCCUUGGAGCAGGAAGUGCUAUUUCACACCCCUGUAAAGCUGAAGGAAAUAAUUACCCAUUGUCAGCUCACUGAAGUAUUUGUAGUGUUGCCAGAAGAAUUAACUUGGGGGAACCCCUGCCAAAGUAUCUCCUCCUGUACCUUGGCCAGCCCCUGAAACCACCACUCUGGCUCCACUCUGCUGCUUCUGACACCUCCCAAGAUCUUUUUCUUUCCUAGCAAUGCUUUCUCUUGACUUCUGAGAGUUUUCUUUCUAACCCAGGCACUUCUCAGGGUAGGGUGGGCAAGGAUGUAUUUCUUUAUGUGUCCCUUACUUUUUACUACAGAAAUAAUUCUUUUUUUUUUGGGUCAUCAUUAAAAGGUAAAGUUAGUACCAUUGUAUGUGUUUAGUGCAGAAGUUGUGGGAAGAGAGAUUUGAAGGUUUGGGUUUUUUUUUUUCAAUUCCUGGUGACAAGAAGCAUCAUUUUUUAUUUGUCAGCAUUACUGUACAGCCACAUCCAUCCCAUCUGCUCCAUCUCUUUGGACCUUUACUGCAGCAGGCUUAAGGUUCAGUGGUUUCUUUCUCUGUUGCUCUAUACUGUAAACACUUGUGACAUAUUCUGCUGCAGUCCUGCUGCCAUCUAACACCUCAGACAUGAGGCACCCUUAGUGCUCAGAUUCUCAAGGGCCACACUUCCAGAAUUUUGAAGCAGAUAAGCUUAAACUUGAACCACUUUGCAAGGCACAGAGUGUAUUUUGCACCACUGGGUUAUUACUGCAAGAGUCCAGCAGGAUCUGCACUGUUCAUGGAUGGCAAUUUCAGACUCCAGAAGCAAUAAUUUCUUAGGAAUGUUUCUCUUCCUGCUGGUUAGGUGACUUUCAUAGAGAUUUAUUACCCAAAUAGCCUUCUAAUAACACAAAUCUGGUCAUUUGCUAGGCCUGGCAGUAAGCAGUUAGGGAAAGAUGCAGGUUGUGCAUCAUCAGAAAUGGAGGAAGCCAGCAAAUCCAACAGAGGUUGGUGCUUCUUGAGACACACAGUGUUUCUUUUCCCCUUUCACUUGGAGCCUUUUCCUAAACUCUGAAAUAUUCCCAGUGAAAUGGGUUGGAAAAGGAGGCAGCUGUGAUUUUAGCCUCACAGUUUCCUUGCCAAUGCUGGCACGUGGACCCCGUGAUGAAACAGGUUCGGGGGGAGGUUUUCCACAGAGGGAAGUGAGGGCUGAGCCUCUCUUGGUCUGGUCUGAAUCCCCUCAGCACUUGGGAUGAGAGUGACACCAGGGAUUAAUUACUGCCCAGUGCCUCAUUAAAACCUCAGUUCCAUGAUUACAAACACAUCCACCUGCCUUUACUUUGGGGUCAAGACAACCUCCAACAUCCACCAUUAAUUCCCAGGGCUACCAGUGGGGUCUUGCAGCCUCCUAGGAGGGUGGAGGUCACAUUUAUAAAUGAAAGUGGAGAAAGUCACAAUUUGCUCCUGGGAAAUCCCCUUCCCCAUCAGGGAGCUCAGGGGGGGAUCUUCCCUUCUGGAGACGAGGCACAAGGGCACAGAACUGUGGGGUUGGUGGUCACUCAAGUUGUCACUAAUUUUGUGUAGACCCUCAGGCAGGUUGGGCAAGGAAUUCCCUGCAAGGAAUUGUAGUAGUUGAGUCACUGAGAGUUGGGGUUUUGGGUGAGUGUGUGUCUGUACAGUGUGUGUGUGUAUUACACAUUUUUAUACACACUGCUUGGGCCAAAAAUAUCUUUGGUGGUUGUGUGCUCGUCCUCACUCAGCAAUGUUUUCAAACUGAGUUCUUCCAGGUCUCCCUCAUCCUUGUCUGAUGUGAGAGGAGCUCAGCUAUAAAUAUGUAUCCUAUCUAAAUAAGUAAACUCCUGCAUGAUAUUCCAAGCACAUGUAGCAGCUUCGGCAUCUGAAGUAUCUAUUGUGAAAGAGAAGUUGGGUUGAUUUGCAGCUGUUUUUGUCCUUGUUUUUCCCUCUUAACAGGCCAAAUAAAUGUAACAAACACCAAACGUUGCACAGAAAUGUUAUUAAUGGCUGCGUAGAAGAAAUACCAAAUUUUAUUUUUCUCUGCAGAAACUUUAUGGUGACAGAGAGUCCUCUAGCUGUUAAUCUUCCUUAAAUGACAAAUCUGAACCUUGGUGAAGUGUGUCGAAAAUGGUCAUUUAUUUUUUUUUUAAAAAAAGUGGAGCUACCCAAAGUUUUUCUGUUCCUCAUGUUGCAUCCAGAAGAAGCCACUGGCCAAGGGGAGCUGCAGAAGCUUUCAAAUCAACUGGAUUUUGUUUUCUAGGCUCUGCAGCCCAGACAAUUAGGAAAUUGUCUUAGAUAAUACCAGAAAGGCUCAAUUAAUUACUUUCAUAAUUUCACACUAACAUCUUCCCCAGGCAGCAAGCACUGCUUGUUAAGAUGUUUCAGUUUUUCCUGUAAAUUUAAAUUAAGAUCACCUCCUGGAAAACUGAUCUGGUUUGGUUCCUCAACCCAAGCAGCCCUGUGGCUCACCCAUCUUUAAACCUUCCCCCUCCCCAGGGAGCAUGGAGGGACCUCCCCCACCUCCCAGGAAGAGAGCAUCUGCUAAAACUAAAACCUUUCCAUGCCUUUAUGACCUGCAAAAGCUUUAGCAAAACCUCAGGAUCAAUUUGGGAUGCUCUAACAUGUUUUUUUUUUCCUUCAAAUUUGAAGUUGGGGGUGCAGCUCUAAGAAGUUGUCAACCAAAAGGCACCUUAUUUGAUCUGCACCUAUCCAAUCCUCAGCCACAGCCAAAUUGUAGUGACACCCACACGAAAAAAGACAAAAAAAACCCCAAACAAACAAAACCAAAACCCAGGAUUUUUCACUCAACACAUUGGCAGUUCUCAAGUUUUAUUUCUGAUGUAACAUGAACACUAAGCCCUUUUGGUAGCCAAAUGACCAGCUUGUUUUAAAUGCCUCGUAUUACUAGAAAGCUGCAUAUAGGCAUCUCAUAGCAGAAAAAAAAAGAAAAAAAAAGAAAAAAAAAAAAAAGAGAAUAUUUAGUUCCUUUGUGAACUGGCCAUAUGACAACUACUUUUUUAUCAACUUAUUAAGUUGGGGCACUAUAAUAGCUCUUGCUGAGUUUAGCAAUGUUUAUAAGCAUGUGUUAAACACAUAAUGUUAAGUUUUAUGAGGAAAAAGGGAUAAAGAAAAGUAAUGUCACAGGUGAAUGUCUGAGUGCGUAGAUGGCAUAAUGUAUGUAUGGUUUUUUUAUUUCUACACUGUUGAGCUUAUUUUCUGUGUUAAGGUUAAAGAAAAAGAGAUUUGUUGCAUGAGAACUGUUUUACCGUGUUCCGCACUUUCCGUUCUUUUUUUUUUUUUUUUGUAUAAUCUUGAUUUGUUUUUCAUUUAUGCCUAGAAAAGAAAAAAAAAUCAAUUUAGAAAUAUUCUACUCCAAGGAGACAUUGUGUUCUGAUCUGUCAUUCUGAAGUUCAAUCUUAAUAAACAUUUCAGUAAGA
Calypte anna (Anna's hummingbird) is the source of this 9315-nucleotide messenger RNA. It is a transcript of the gene SLC45A4, whose product is annotated as solute carrier family 45 member 4. NCBI's taxonomy places the organism in Eukaryota, Metazoa, Chordata, Aves, Apodiformes, Trochilidae. The record is from RefSeq and is a predicted model, not a curated record. Gene Ontology annotation, biological process: transmembrane transport. Bases 649 to 3012 code for a protein of 787 amino acids. The transcript is spliced from 8 exons. Gene Ontology annotation, cellular component: membrane. Gene Ontology annotation, molecular function: sucrose:proton symporter activity.